AUGGUUAAAGCUGUUAUUUUCUCUGAUUUCGAUGGUACCAUCACUUUACAAGAUUCUAACGAUUUCUUAGUUGACAACAAGGGUAUGGGCAAAAAUGACAGAUUGAAAUUGUUCGAAGGUGUCCUAAAUGGUACAAAAAAUUUCAGAGAUAUUUUCUCUGAUAUGUUGGGAUCUUUAAAUCUAACUCAAGAAGAAGGUAUUGAAUUUCUAAAGGAAAAUAUUGAAUUAGAUCCAGGCUUUAAAAAAACUUUUUUGUGGGCACAAGAAAACAAUGUUCCAUUAAUUGUUGUUUCAAGUGGUACCGUCCCAGUUAUUAGAGCCUUGUUAACAAAGAUGAUUGGUUCUGACAUCGAAAAGUUGGAUAUUGUUUCAAAUGAUUUAGAAGUAAAUGAAAGUAACCAUUGGACUGUCCUCUACAGAGAUAGUACUCCACAUGGUCAUGAUAAAUCAAAAACUAUUGAUGAUUAUAAAUCGAAAUACGAAUCUCAAUUAGUUGAAGGUGAAGAAAGACCAGUAUAUUUCUAUUGUGGUGAUGGUAUUUCUGAUUUAACAGCCGCUAAAGAGUGUGAUCUAUUAUUUGCUAAGGCAGGUAAAGAUUUGAUUACGUUCUGUAAAAAGCAAAAUGUUCCUUAUCAUGAAUUCAAUACUUGGGAUGAUAUUUUAAGAAGCAUGAAGGCUGUUUUGAAUGGAGAAAAAACAGUUAAGGAAUUAAUGGAAAACUAA
Messenger RNA from Henningerozyma blattae CBS 6284, 723 nucleotides. It is a transcript of the gene PYP1, whose product is annotated as putative phosphoric monoester hydrolase. The transcript has a single exon. The record is from RefSeq and is a predicted model, not a curated record. Lineage: Eukaryota; Fungi; Ascomycota; Saccharomycetes; Saccharomycetales; Saccharomycetaceae. Gene Ontology annotation, molecular function: phosphatase activity. Bases 1 to 723 code for a protein of 240 amino acids.